UGUUCCCUCAGCAUCAUAUUAUCUAACAGUGCAUACUGCAUAUAAACCCAGAUUUUUUCUUAAAAUUCAACAUGUUGCGAAAGAGUAAAUCGAAAAACAAUAUUGCACGUGUAAAAGUGAUAUUCUAGUUCAACUAAAUAAAAAAAGUGUUUAUCAAAAUUUUGUAACUAUUUAGUAAAAAAUAAAUCAGUGAGUUUGAGAUUAUCUAACAUCGCAAUCUAAUAAGAUGAGGGGAAGAUUUGAAAUCUUGGUGUUGAAACUUUUCUUCCUACUAUCACCAUCAAAGAGUGCCCUAGAGGUCUACAAGCCUAUUAUUGAAGGUUCUCUUAAAUCAACACUGAUUCCUGAGUUUUUAACUGUAGAUCAGAACCAAGUUGUGAAAAUAACUGCUGGAGAAACUCUUCAUCUAAAAUGCCGAGUCAUCAAUCUUGCAAUUCAUCACACGGUAUCCUGGCUACGAGUAUCAGACGUGCAAGUUUUAACCGUUGGAGGUCUAGUAUUCAGCUCGGAUCCAAGAAUUCAAAUAGAUGUGAAGUCGUCGAAAAUACCUGGAUCCGGAACUUGGAUUUUUAGAAUUCGAGAAGUAUUGAAGCAGGAUGAAGGGGUAUACCAGUGUCAGGUUAAUACGGAACCAGCGACAACCCUGGAUAUUACUGUACACGUUUCAUCAAACUCCCUGCCAGAUUAUGAUAGAUUUCAAGAUGAUGCAAAAGAGGAAUCUUCUAAAGAGCUGUUCUCAGAUCCUGUGGAGCAUUCAGAUGAGAUACUUUCGACUUCUAGUCUUAACAUGACUUUAGCAAAUUCAAGUUUGAGCGAGGAGGUUAUGUUUGAGAAUGAUUUAGAGGAUGAAAAUAUGUUUGGGAAAGACUAUAGAAAUAAGAACGACGAUGAUACUGGUUAUAAAGAGAACACUGAGAAUGACCAACAGGGAUUUUAUAACAAUGAAUUCUCCACACCGGUUUCUAGUUUAACGCCUGGUCGAGCUUUGAGUGAACCCAACCCACUUCAGUCUCUCUUGGAACCAUCCUUACCAACAUCAAUUAUCCAAAUGGAAAAAAGCGAUGAGAAAGGUGUUCAAGAAUCUGCAGAUGAGAAUGCUCUUCUUCAACCCAUUCUCUCAUUGUUAACAGUUGCCGGGUUUAUUAUUAUUCUGGGAUCCAUCAGAUCUUAUUAUAGUUCAGCAAAGAAUGAAGACGACCAUAUGAAGCCCAGGUCCAGAACAGGAACAAACAAUAGCAGACAGUCAAGAAUAGGAACAGAUGACAGCCGACGAUCUAAGACAGAUACACCAGAAAGAAGAAAGGCAUCUUCAGGCCGACAAAAGCCCAUGAUAGAUGAGGAGGAAAUAUAUUUGGAAAUUAGGAGGACAACACCGCUGGUUCAAGUUGUCCGGUCAUCACCGUUAGAGAAUGAAAAAACUACACGCAAGGGAAGAGUUCAUAGUGAAACAUCAGACUAUUCUGAUUCUAGUGGAAUGACUGAAUAUAAUAGAGAAGCAAGUACCAGCCGACCUGUUAGUAAAAAGUCAAAUUCAAAAACGACAAAAUAUGCAGGAAUCAACAAAACAGGGGCUCGACGAAGUAGAGAGAGAUACCUGGCAAGCUUAGAAACCCUAUCCUCACCUUCCCCUCUACCUGGCGAUACUAUCCUUGAAAUCUCUAAUGCAACCGAAUCAAAGCAUCAAGAAGUACUUAUUAAAACUCACUUAGUUGUCCCACCUCCAAUCUCCAGAUAUAGUAAAAACAAUAGGGAAAACCCAAAAAGAAAAAUAAAUUUUAACCCUUUUGAUGAAUACAGUGAUUAGCCUUUUAACUACAUUUUCUCAAUUCUUUAUUGGUUAAAUUUUAAAUUCUGGUCAAGUAAUAGAAAGAAUAGAAAAAAGCCCUGUACGCGCGGAAUGUCUAAAUUUUGAUUAAUUAAUACUCAUUAAUGAUCUUGCUUUUGUUUUACGGCCUUAUCAAAUUUUGUCAGAAUUAACUAUUUGUAGAAUUUUUGAUCUCGCAUCGCAUGCAUUAGGAAUGUAUUCAACUUCAAGCAAUAUAAUAAGAGAUAUUAUGAUGUUUGAAGUUGAACUUGAAAAAAAAUCAUCGUUAAUAAGAAAUUCAAAUUGUCCUAAUACCGUUCUGUCCGAAAUAAAACUGGCGCUGCAUUGGGAACACUAGGUAGUAAUGUAAACAAUCACCCUAAUUGUAACAAAAAAAAACUAUUUAGGAUAUAGUUCUAAUAAAUUUUGGUAUAGAAAAAGAAUGUAAACAUAAGUAUAAAAUAAUGGGAUUAUUUUCAGUACGAACUUAAUAUAUUACUAAAUUAAGGAAAAUAUAUAUGUUAUAGGCGUGGGAACUAUAUCUGUGCGGGGGGGGGAUUGAUUAUUAUGAAAACAGUUGUUCGAUAAAGAUUUGAUGUUUUUUGGCAUAAAUUGACACCGUGGCGUAGCCAAGACAAAAAAAAAAUGAAAAGGGAUUAGACAGCGGAUAUGUCAAUUAUAUUGCUUUGAAUGUGUAUGUGAUGCCUGUUUUCAGAAACUUUUUAGAACCUCGUGGCUUAGUUUUGACAUUUGAAUAAAAAAGUGAAUUCUAUUGCAUUAUGCAGAUUCUGGUUAAUCGGGACACUUAGUUGUACUGCAUGUGUACGAUAUAAAGUACACGAUUUUUUACAACAACAUGAAGUAUAUUAAAAUAAAAUAAAAAUUAAUGAAGUACACAGCUGCUGGGUAAACUGCAGUAUUUGGACAAUCUGAAUUUCUGACUUAAUUAUUCCUGCUUUCUGCAGAAAUGUUGUUUAAAUGUCACAAUUUUUUCCUAUUCCGAUAGAAGCAACUAAAAUAUAGUAAAAAUCAAUUAUAA
Messenger RNA from Eurytemora carolleeae, 2843 nucleotides. RefSeq lists its product as uncharacterized. NCBI's taxonomy places the organism in Eukaryota, Metazoa, Arthropoda, Copepoda, Calanoida, Temoridae. The record is from RefSeq and is a predicted model, not a curated record. Gene Ontology annotation, cellular component: neuron projection membrane. Gene Ontology annotation, biological process: synapse organization. The transcript has 19 exons. The coding region runs from base 227 to 1804 and encodes 525 amino acids.